UCAGGAAAACAUGUUUACCUUCAGCAAGCCCAGCUUUCUCACCUUGGUCGCGAGGCUGGUCCGGACCAAGGACCCAGCCUCUGACAUCACCGAAUCCAAGACAGAGCUCAAGCGAUGCCUGACGACGCUUGACCUGACCUCCCUGGGCGUGGGCAGCUGUGUGGGCACCGGCAUGUACCUGGUGGCCGGCAUGGUGGCGAGAAACUUCGCCGGCCCAGGGGUCAUCUUCUCCUUCAUCAUCGCUGCCAUCGCAUCGCUCUUCUCGGGUGUGUGCUACGCGGAGUUCGGCGUGCGGGUCCCCCACACAAGCGGCUCUGCGUAUAUGUACAGCUACGUGACGGUGGGCGAGUUCGUGGCCUUCGUGAUCGGCUGGAACAUGAUCCUCGAGUACCUGAUCGGCUCGGCGGCCGGAGCGUGCGCAAUAAGCGCCUGCAUCGACGCCAUGCUGGGAGGCGCCAUCAACGAAGCCUUCCGGAACACCUUCGGAACCAUCAUUGGUCACACACCGGACUUGCUGGCCGGCAUCAUCACCGUGCUGAUGAGCGCUCUCAUGCUCGCCGGCGUCAAGAAGUCGCUGCUGUUCAACAACGUUCUUAACUGCCUCAACUUUGCCGUCUGGGUCUUCAUCAUGGGCGCCGGACUCUUCUACAUCGAUACUGAUAACUGGACCAAGCACGGGGGAUUUCUUCCCUACGGCUGGUCAGGGGUUCUGGCCGGCGCGGCGACGUGCUUCUACGCGUUCAUCGGCUUCGACAUCAUCGCCACGACGGGCGAGGAGGCGGAGAACCCCAAGGUUGCCAUACCCACGGCCAUCAUCUUCAGUCUGGCCAUCGUGCUCACCGCAUACAUCACCUCCAGCAUGAUGGUCACGCUCAUCGUGCCGUACAGCCAAAUCAAUGCCGGCGCGGGUCUGGUGGAGAUGUUCGCGCAGAGAGGUGCCCGCUCCUGCCACUACAUCGUGGCCCUCGGAGCGCUGGCGGGCCUCGUGGUCUCCAUGCUGGGCUCCAUGUUCCCCAUGCCACGGGUGGUGUACGCCAUGGCGAAGGACGGCCUCAUAUUCAGGGCCCUGUCCAAGGUGUGGCCAGUGACGGAGACGCCCGCGUUCGCCACUCUUCUGCUGGGUGGAGCCACUGCUGUCGUCUCCAUCGUCAUGAGCCUCGACGUGCUCGUCGAAAUGAUGUCCAUAGGCACGCUGAUGGCGUACACGCUGGUGUCGACGUGCGUGCUGCUGCUGCGGUACCAGCCGCGCACAAAGACCCUGGUGGAGCUGCUCCCCGAAUCGGUGCGCUCGCAGUGCCCUACGCCCAGCAGCGAGGCGCCCCCGUCGAUGGUGCCCUCGCUUAGAGGACUGGGCCUGGGCUCUACGGGGCCACCCUUGGGCGCCUCCACCACCACCAUACGCACCAAGAGGACCAACCGCGUCGUGACGCCCGACAGCGACGACGACGAGCGGAGAGGAGGCGGUGAUGGCAGCCUACACGUGCUGCAGCAGGAAGGCUACGGCUCGAUGCUGGCCGCCCAGGAGAGCAUCGAGGAGGACAUGUUUCAACAGCCCACCUGGUGGGAGACCAAGACCAAGCAGCUCGGAUACCUGCUUCCCUUCCUCAGGGGACACCCCGGACCGGCCACCGACAGCUCUGGCAUGAAGGUGAUGAAGCUGGUGGGCCUGCUGUACGUGUUCGCGAUCGCCUUCGACCUGGUGAUCGUGUGCGGCGUCGGCGCCCUGGAGCGGGGCAACUGGUUCGUGCUCGUCUUUCUGUUCGCCUGCUUGGCGGGCAUCCUCGCCUCCGUCUUCCUCAUCGCCAAGGAGCCGCAGGCCAAGUGCGACCUCAAGUUCAAGGCUCCCGGCGUGCCAGUGGUGCCGGCCAUCGCCGUCGUAGUCAACAUAUACCUGAUAUUCAAGCUCUCUGUACUGACGCUGGUGCGAUUCAUAGUGUGGAUGGUGCUAGGCAUGAUCAUGUACUUCUGCUACGGCAUCAAGAAGAGCAACCUGGAAUCGCUGAUGGAGGAGCGCAUCGAGCUCAAGAUCCCCACGCAGGGCUUCACCCUGGAGGCGCCGCCAGCGCCCCCGCAACAGCGGCAGCAGCAGCAGCCUCCCACCGCUGAGGAGAUCAGCGCCAAGCUCGCCGACGUGGCCAACGGCCGGCCUCCCCCGGCGCCUCCGAGGCCGUACGAACCGCAAGAGGAUGAAGUUCCCGCGCGACGCUGGCACACCUUCGAGUGAUCGUGGAGCGGCGACGUCAACGUAUCGAGACACGUUCCCCCGUGGCUUAUACACCGCGACGUUCUGCGGGGGGCGGCCCCCGGAACAGACGUGACUUGCGUGUACGGCAACCGUUCGAAACGUUUCGGCAACCGCAGUGCUUCUUGCCACGUUAUAUGUGGAGAGCUUUCCCGCUCUCCGGCGGGCGUUAGUCAUCGUCAGGCAGCGUACGUGUUAUCGUAGAUGCUUUGCCAAAAGUUAAGAAGCUGUUGCGGGCGCGUGGCAAGAGCUGUCGCUGCAGGCCCUGUGAAGGGACGCGCAGCUUUCGUUGCUUCGAAGCUCAAAAAAAAAACGUCAAGCAGGACUGUCUCUUUCGAAUCGCUAAGAACUGUGGGUCACCGAAGGUUCUGCUGUGAUCCCGCGGUAUACACGCUGUCCAGCGACAGCUCCGGUCAAAAGCGGCACCGGCUUCGAGACUUUUGUUUUAGCACUAACACUGUCGAGGGGGUAAAAGAAUUGGAACUCUCAGCUGGCUCUCGACCUACAGAUAAUUGGACGGCUACGAAUCAAGACACUCCGAGCUAUGGUAUUUCGCGCAGCUGAAGCUAUAGCAUUUCGUUCGAUUCUAACCGGCGGCCAGUAUACAGUAGUUCACAACCCUCUCCACCUGGCCACCAGCUUGGGAGAGACCGCGCUCGAUUGCACAGUUUCGAAGUGUGGUAUUUUUUUUUUUUUUCGCGCACUUUACCGCUUGCCUUAGCUCUAGCACUGACAGUCUUGCGAAAGGCAUACGCACUUGCCAGGUGACGUGUAGGCGCCAUCUUAAAAGAGUAUUUGCGAACUGUCUGUCUGAGCAGGGCUAUCGGCUAAGCGCGGUUCUUUCGCAAUAUCGUAGAAGCGCGCUGCGUGUUCCGAGACCGCGAAUGUCGACUGGUGGAGUCUCUUAACAUUCCCCACUCCAGUGCCUGCACACUGUUGCAUGUCGUGCAUGUCGGCAUGUCGUGCAGUGCCUGCACUGCACUGUUGCGCACGCUCGCGAGCAUGAGGCUAUGGCGGUGGUCUAACUUAGGAAAACUUGAUCUCUCUGCACAGGCGAAAACAGUAAGGCAAUUCGUUGGAAUCAAACUGCAAAAGAUGUGCUUGCACAGCAUCAGAAACGCGCCCGUUUGCCCUCUCUUCUAUACGUCGCAGCAAGGAAAGAGGAAAUGUUGAAAGAAAAAAAAAUGGUUUGUGGAUUUCUUGUCGGUGCCGCAGCGCUGUUUGCCGUUUUACGUCGUUCGGAACACCCUUUUCCCGCGAACGGACAGAUCAGUCGUCAUAAAAGGUUGCAAAGACACUCUUACGCCUCUAUGCAUGUGGCCACAGUCCGGUGAACUGAAAGAAGGCUUCCUCCGCACCUUUCUCCUAAUCCAGAAGCUAACAGCGUGGCCUUUAAUGGUACCGUCAACAGGUCCAUUCGCCCACUUUCCGCUAGCAUAUCGCUCUUUCUUAUCUCAAUGGAAGGUCGCCUGAGAUUGGGAACUUGUGAGGUGUGUAACAUCUGGCGUGGCCCAUACAUAGAGCGUGAUUGGUCAUGUGCCCCUAUUGGAUGUAUUCUGCAUUAGAAUUCUAGAACAUGCCAAUUGGAAAUAUCCAGCCGCCCUCUUCCGCAUCUACAGAACUGGAGAUGGCAUCCUGUGCGCUGACAAAUUCCGCCAUCACAUCGGGCUCGCCAUUUUGUCUGCUUUGAUUGGUUCGCGGGGCGGCUGCACAAACUCUGAUUGGCUCGAAACUAAAAUACGGAGAAAUGUGAGUGUCCCGAAAAGCACGCCCGGAGCAAUGAAUACCUAAAAGUUUUGAUGGCACACUCCAAGUUGGUUGCCGCAUAUCUGGGUGGCUUACAUCCUCAGCUGGAAAGCCUGGAACCUCCCAGGUAGACUGCGCAGUGUUCAUUUAUUCGAACAAACUUUCUUGCCCCUUAAAAACGUACAAUCGCCAUUGCCCCUGUAGCCUCGUGCGCGUGUGCUACUAAGAACUUCAAAUUUCGUGUCAUGUAGUGUGUUUCGCUGCGUUACUGCUAACUCCAACGUUCGUGUAUCCGUUAAAAAUCGCUGCCAUCAUUCAAACAUCAUUAGGGCUACGGUACAGACAUAUGGUGACCGCGUUGCGACGGCCGUACAAACGUUAGUGCUAUCUUUCACGAAACAUGUCACGUGGUCUUCACGGGUCAAACGGUAGGCGUGCACGACGUACCGAACAGGACACGGCAAGCGCGGGUGCAAUGUACGUGGCCUCUCUUUGCGCCUCACCGCCAUCUCCGCAGAGCGCUGUAUUUGUUGGUGGGCUGUUCGUAUCUGAGGACAACGCGCGGCCUGUUGAACUGUGAGCAUUGUUCUUCGAGGCACGGGACAGCGCACGCGGUCAGACAUGAUGCCGCCGAACCUCGAUAUAACGAACACACGGAUAUAACGAAUUAUCAGAGGUAAACCUAGAAUCUGGCCUGUUCAUGCUCUAUUUUACGGGAUAUUCCUCAAGCUGUGACUAAACCUGAAAUUCGCGAUCCGACACAGUAUCGGUUAUAACGGAGUGAAGUUUCGUUUGCCCGUCGCUCAAGAUACGCAUUCUGGUAGAAAUCGUGUCGCAUGCAUUUGCCGGCUGGUUAGUUCGAACGCCUGAUAUAAUGAAUAACGGAUAUAGCGAAGACACUUGUCCCUACCUUAUAGCGAGGUUCGACCGUACAGCUGUCUAGGAGGCAAAAUCACGAAGGCAGAUCGAGUUCUGAAGAGGCCGCGGUACUACAUGUAUCUCUCUCGUGGUGCCACACUGACUGUCAAGCCCGGAUAAACGCCUAACGAAAUGUACCCACGUCUUCCUGUAGUCGUCUCGAAGAGACAGUAAGCAGCAGAUUUAAAUAAAGAAACAUAAUAAUACAGUCGCGUGUGCGCGUAAAAUGUAAUGUACCGUACACAAUAUAGCCUGUGGAUAGACCGUACAAUGAAUGUCCGCUUUACCCGUUCCUCCAAAGCGUAUAAGGUGUUUCUACGUGGCGUUUCUUGAGUGUAUUGUUCUUCCGUUUUAUGCGCGACGUAUGGUGCUACCGUGGAUGUCAUAUCAAGCGUGGAAAGCGGAGUCUUUUGGAAGUUGCAUAAUUAUCAGCGCACGAGUUUUCCGUGUCUCGUGUGUACGAUGUCAGUAUAUCAAUUACGAGUGUCGUCACACACUAUAUGCAGUCAAACUCGAUGGUAACGAACUCGUCCACAGCAAAUUCUGCUCCACGUAGAACACGCAUCACUUAAUUCUUAAGCGAUAUCCGUGCAAAAAGACUAACCGAACAUUGGAUAUGUUGAACUAUGAGAGCGCCCGGAGCGGCUUGUUCUUUUUU
Molecule: messenger RNA, 5564 nt
Organism: Dermacentor albipictus
Lineage: Eukaryota; Metazoa; Arthropoda; Arachnida; Ixodida; Ixodidae
Product: probable cationic amino acid transporter
Biological process (GO): transmembrane transport; amino acid transport
Cellular component (GO): plasma membrane
Molecular function (GO): amino acid transmembrane transporter activity
Source: RefSeq, a predicted model, not a curated record